Batrachochytrium dendrobatidis JAM81 is the source of this 1176-nucleotide messenger RNA. RefSeq lists its product as uncharacterized. The record is from RefSeq and is a predicted model, not a curated record. The coding region runs from base 1 to 1176 and encodes 391 amino acids. Lineage: Eukaryota; Fungi; Chytridiomycota; Chytridiomycetes; Rhizophydiales. Gene Ontology annotation, cellular component: cytoplasm; nucleus. The transcript has 7 exons.
AUGGCAGCUAAUCAAGGUCCAGCCAAAACAUGCAAUAAUAAUGGACAUGAAGAUGAAAAAGAAGACCCAUUUGAGAAUGACAUUUCUGCCACAAACGCUGUUCAAUUGGGAUUCUUGGUUCAUGACCCAAUAGAGCCGCUUCCUAUUCUCAAAUCGAAUAUUGACGACUUUCCCAAUAAAGUCGGUGGGCGACCGAUUUGGCUUAAUCCCAACGAACCGCUUUCCGCUAGUCAAGUCGAAUGCGAUCAAUGCCAUCAACCUAUGGCGCUAGUAGUUCAGCUAUACACUCCAGAAGACGAUAUUCCAGAAUCAUUUCACCGAGUUGUGUAUCUAUUUUGCUGUAAAGAUGGAGCAUGCCACAAAAACAGUCCUUCAAAAAGCUUUAAGCUAUUCAGAUCUCAACUACCGCAAGAAAACGCCGUCUACUCUGUUGAUGGGGUACUCUUACAAUCAUCAAAUACAAACUACUGUCAUCUCUGCGGACUCAAGGGAUCGCUCAAGUGCUCUGCAUGCAAAAAUGUAUACUACUGCAGCAAAGAACAUUCCGUUCUAGAUUGGCAGAUUGGAGGUCACAAGGAGCAUUGCGGAAACAGUAUCUCUGAUGACCAAAUUGCUAUAGUUAGAGCAAAAGCAAUAUUUCCUGAAUUCGAGCUGCAAGAAGAAGACGAAAUGGAAUUUGAGCUUCCUGCUACUGUCACAGAUAGUUUAGUGUUGGAAGAGCCAAGUGAGUUGGAGAUUUUAGAGGAUGAUACCGAAGUAGAGGUGGAUAGCACAUUUUUGAAAUUCCAGAAACGCAUUUCAAUAGCACCCGAGCAAGUCAUUAGAUAUUCGCGCGUGCCUGGUGUAUCUAAAGAUUCUACUGUCGAGCCACUGCUUGUGAGUGAUCUACCAUUAGAUAAAGAUUCACAAUCAAUUUGUCCUUACUGCAAGUCGCAACGUACUUUUGAAUUUCAGAUUAUGCCACAACUCCUCGACAGUUUUGAAAUUGAUCACUCUGAUUGGAAUGCACUGGACUGGGGAACCGUUUUUCUUUACACAUGUUCUGCUCAUUGUCAACCUAAAAACACUCGAUACGUUCAAGAAACAGUGGUUGUUCAAAAUUUCAGUCAGGCAGGACUCGGCGACUCGGUAAAAAAAUCGCUUCGGGAAAAGGCCGCCCAAUCCAAAAAACAAUAA